Messenger RNA from Lottia gigantea (owl limpet), 357 nucleotides. RefSeq lists its product as hypothetical. The annotation marks the transcript as partial. NCBI's taxonomy places the organism in Eukaryota, Metazoa, Mollusca, Gastropoda, Lottiidae. The record is from RefSeq and is a predicted model, not a curated record. The transcript is spliced from 2 exons. Gene Ontology annotation, cellular component: plasma membrane. Gene Ontology annotation, molecular function: protein binding.
GUUCCUGAAAACAUUCCAAUCAAUACUACUACAUUGGAUUUAUCAUUUAACCAACUAACCACCAUCAGAAACAAAGAUUUCCAACAUUUAGACAAUCUGGUUUGCUUAAUUCUCAGCUUUAAUCCUAUUUCUCAUAUAGAAGAAGAAGCUUUUGUAGGAUUGGAAAAGUUACAGAUGUUGGAAUUAAACAACCAUUCUUUGAAUAAUCAAGUGUUUGAUCCAGAUGUACGUUUAUUUCAACCCUUAAAGAAACUUGAACAAUUAGAUUUAUCCAGAAAUAAUUUGAUCAAGCUUCCAAAAGAUAUAUUUAAAUCUCUGAAUCAACUGAAAAUUAUAAAUCUGGCAUUUAAUAAACUU